Messenger RNA from Leopardus geoffroyi (Geoffroy's cat), 1280 nucleotides. RefSeq names its product family with sequence similarity 89 member B (gene FAM89B). Gene Ontology annotation, cellular component: lamellipodium; cytoplasm. Gene Ontology annotation, molecular function: transcription corepressor binding. NCBI's taxonomy places the organism in Eukaryota, Metazoa, Chordata, Mammalia, Carnivora, Felidae. The record is from RefSeq and is a predicted model, not a curated record. The transcript is spliced from 2 exons. The coding region runs from base 154 to 732 and encodes 192 amino acids. Gene Ontology annotation, biological process: establishment of cell polarity; negative regulation of transforming growth factor beta receptor signaling pathway; negative regulation of SMAD protein signal transduction.
GGAGUCGGAGGAGUCGGGGAAGGAACAAAGCGCGGCCUGCGGGCGGCGGCUGGGCUCGGCCGGCUGGGCCGCGCGGUGCGGGGCCUGCGGGCGGCGGCCCGGGCGCAGCGUUGAAGGGAAGCAGGCCGCAGCGGGGUCCGCGCCGGCCGGGCCAUGAAUGGGCUCCCCUCGGCCGAGGCGCCGGGUGGCGCUGGCUGCGCCCUAGCCGGGCUCCCUCCGCUGCCGCGCGGCCUCAGCGGUCUCCUCAACGCAAGCGGGGGCUCGUGGCGGGAGCUGGAGCGCGUCUACAGCCAGCGCAGCCGCAUCCACGACGAGCUGAGCCGCGCCGCCCGCGUCCCAGAUGGGCCCCGCUACGCUUCGGGCGCCACCAGCGCGGGACCCGCCGCCGGUCCCCCCGGUCCGCGUCGUCCUGUCAAUCUCGACUCAGCACUAGCAGCGCUGCGCAAGGAGAUGGUGGGGCUGCGGCAGCUGGACAUGUCCCUGCUGUGCCAGCUGUGGGGCUUGUACGAGUCAAUCCAAGACUAUAAGCACCUGUGCCAAGACUUGAGCCUGUGCCAGGACCUGUCAUCCUCCCUGCAUUCAGACAGCUCCUAUCCACCUGAUGCUGGCCUAUCUGAUGAUGAUGAACCUCCUGAUGCCAGCCUGCCCCCGGACCCGCCACCCCUCACUGUGCCCCAGACACACAAUGCCCGUGACCAGUGGCUGCAGGACGCCUUCCACAUCAGCCUCUGAAGAGCUGGGGGUGGGGGGAAUAUGCACCCAUGCAAAAGGCUCAGAAACUCACCCGUAGUAAGUACUCAGACUUCUAGUGCCUGCUUUCCCCCAUACCACCUCACUUUACAGGAAGGCAAGGCUUGGGCCCCGCAGAGGCAAAAUUGCCAGCCCUCUCUCUCCUGACUCUGGUUAGCUGGCACUGGGGCAGGCACCUGGCCUACAGCCUUUGCCCAUGGCACUGGACCUCCACUUCUGCCACACGUGUGCACCCCAGCUUGGCCAACCUUCAGUCCGGUGGUGGGGCCCAAAGCAUCUGGCACUCCCCUUAGCGUCUCUGGGAUUGGGAUGAGUGCCUGGUUCCCAUCACCUUUUCACCUUUUGCUGCUACUGGCAGCUGCUGGCUCAGGGGCAUCCCACCUCUGGUCCCUGGGUUCCACUGCUCUAGACCAGGGCAUCCCCAUUCCUGCACCCACCCACGGCCAGGAGGGCCAAGGCUCCAUGCUGGAUAUUUAAGUUUAGGGGCCAGACUCCUGGGCACGGAGGUAAAUAAAUACUCUCUCAGCGUU